AUGGCAGAAGCAGUGGUGUCGACUGCUCUAGAAACCUUGCGCGAUUUGUUGUUGGAAGAGGCAAAGUUUUUAUAUGGUGUGGGCGAUGAAGUGAAGGAGCUCGAGAUCCAGCUCAAAGAGAUGAAGUGUCUUCUCAAAGAUGCCGACAGAAGACGACAUGAAAAUGAAACCAUUUUCAAUUGGAUCUCAGAGAUCAAAGAUCUUGUGUACAGAGCCGAAGCUGCCAUUGAAAGACACGCAGCUUAUCAAGUGACUUCAAGGAGAAAACGAGGCCUCAAACAGCUCCUCCGCAGAUGUAGUUGUAGUUUGGAAGAAUACAAGUCGAUCCACCAAUUAGGCUUGGAGAUUUCACCGAUCAAAUCCAGACUUGAAAGGAUAAACAAGGAAAUGUUAGAAAGUGGCAUAAAGAAGAGCAUCAUCAACAAUACAGAUGAAGGGGAAAGCUCGUCCGCCAACAACAGAGCAAGGAAGAGCUUCCCCAAAUUCGAGAUCGGAGACUGUUUUGUGGGGAUGAAGGAUGAGCUCAAGCAGCUACUUCAUCUCCUAGUGGAAGACGAAAAGCAUCGAGUAAUUUCAGUGUGGGGAAUGGGGGGAUCAGGCAAGACCACCAUUGCCAAAAAGCUCUACAACGAUAACAACACCAGCUUUGAUCUUUGCGCAUGGGUUUGCAUUAGUCAGCAAUGUCAGAGUUUUCAAUCAGUUUGGAAUGAUGUUCUCAUGCAGCUACAACAUCAAAACACGAAGGAUGGGCCAAAAAUAAGGGACGAUGUUACAAGUUUGAGCGAGUGGGAGUUGAAUGAGCGACUAUGCAAGAUACAAAGAGAGAAGCGAUGCCUCAUUGUUUUUGACGAUCUUUGGGAAACUUCUCAUUGGGAUGGCUUCAAGCAUCCCUUCAUUGUCCAAGAUUUGCUGAGCAAAAUCUUGAUCACCACGCGUGAACGGGAAGUCGCGGAGAUUGGAUGCCCUGUCAAACUUGGGCUUCUAAAAGAGUAA
This is a messenger RNA of Salvia miltiorrhiza (redroot sage), 993 nucleotides long. RefSeq names its product putative disease resistance protein At1g50180. Gene Ontology annotation, biological process: defense response. The coding region runs from base 1 to 993 and encodes 330 amino acids. The record is from RefSeq and is a predicted model, not a curated record. Gene Ontology annotation, molecular function: ADP binding. The transcript has a single exon. NCBI's taxonomy places the organism in Eukaryota, Viridiplantae, Streptophyta, Magnoliopsida, Lamiales, Lamiaceae.